AGUAACAGAAUUUCCAUUAUCUUUUCCAGAAGCGCGUUUUCAUCACAACGGAGCAUCAUGGGGUCCGAUUCAUGGUUCCCGAAACUGAACAGUUGCUGUGGUUUUCCUUUGAGGACGGGCACACUCAUCAUAGGUUGGACUUUUGCGGCUAUAGGAGUGCUUGAUUUUCCAAUUGGAUUACCGAAUACGAUCAAAUUCAUCAGCGGAUAUCACAGCAUUGAAAGUACAGGAGAGCAAAUAGCAGUAGUCAUUAUGAUAAAGGAAUUCAUAUUAGGGGAUUUGGGCACAAUUGCUGCUCUCAUGCUUUUAUUUGGGGUGUAUAAGCAAAAACCAACAUUUUUAUCACCAUUCAUAGCGUCGGCUAUCAUUGAAGGCAUCGACCUACUCCUUAAUUUUCCAAUGUUCAUCUUUACUAAUCUCCGAGGGGACAUGGAACGUAUGCUGCCGAUCAAGAAUCAUGAUCAAGACAUUUAUGAAGCAGUUUACCACCCCUUAUCACUUAUAUUAAAUUUCACGUUAAAUUUCUACAUUUGCACGAUUGUAUAUAGUUACUAUAAGGAAAUGAGAAGCAGCAUCCCGUACCGAAGAAAUGUGGAUGAACCCAACGCGGAGAUAGCAUGAAAGAGAGGCAUUCCAUAAAUCUUGAUUUAUUUAUUUAUUUCUUUAUUCAUUCAUGUAAUUCCAGAAUGUCGUGAAUAAGUCGCAAUAGUUCUCUCGAACUAUGUUUAUAUAAUUCCCAUUUUUUUCUAUUUUCAGGAUUGAAAAUUUUUACACAUAUAUUUUACUAAAUAUAAAACUGAUCUGAGUUAAUAUUUUAAUAUUGUUUUUGCACUGAAUUUUGUAAAUUUCUAAAAAAAUUAAAAUGUUAUAUUCAUCUGAAAA
This is a messenger RNA of Bemisia tabaci, 882 nucleotides long. The record is from RefSeq and is a predicted model, not a curated record. Lineage: Eukaryota; Metazoa; Arthropoda; Insecta; Hemiptera; Aleyrodidae.